Molecule: messenger RNA, 1521 nt
Organism: Anoplophora glabripennis (Asian longhorned beetle)
Lineage: Eukaryota; Metazoa; Arthropoda; Insecta; Coleoptera; Cerambycidae
Product: SUZ domain-containing protein 1
Exons: 4
Coding region: 13-483 (156 amino acids)
Source: RefSeq, a predicted model, not a curated record
CGGAUUUGACAAAUGGGUCCCAUAAUGGCUUCCAAGCAGCAAGAUGUAGAAGUUAUAGAAAAUUGGGAAGAAAUUGAAGAGACUGAUGUAUUAGAGAAAAAAUUCAAUAAUCUUUUAACACCAAGUAGAACCUUAGAUAGUAGAAGUAGUAAUAAUGUAGAGAAACCUGUAAAAAUUAUACUUACUGGUGAAGAUGCCUUAAGAUCUCAGUACGUGCCUCCAGAACCAACAGUCAAGAUACUGAAACGACCAUCUAAAGAUGUACAAAAUAGUAAUGAUUCUAAAGUUUAUCAACCUAAGAAGACUCUCCAACAACGAGAACAGGAAUACGCUGAAGCAAGACUUAGGAUAUUGGGCGAAGCGAGUCCUGAGAAAACCGAAGAAAAGAUAAGCAUUCAGAAAUCGCGACCGAGCGAGGUGGAAAAUGUGAUAAGAAUGCCGAAGGGACCUGACGGUACGAACGGUUUUACGCUCCGUAGAUAGUACAUUUUAUACCUCCAUUUUGCCCAGUUACAUGCUAAAAAGGAAACCUGCCAGAUGUCUUGUUCUUAGCCCUCCUUGUCACUUGAAAGUUGCCCUGGGCUAUACAAGUUCACCGCAUUGAUCUCGACGUUCACAAAAUUCUUUUAGUUUUAGUAGAUAGUGCGGAGCUAAAUUCGACUCGAUUUUCUCCGCUUUCAAAAUCUCAAAUCAACGGAUGCGUACUUUCGAAAACGGGAUAGGUUUUCCUCAACAGGUGAAUCAAAAAGGUUUCAAAUUCGAUAUUUUUUUAUUGAGACGAAGAUGACUGAUUAAGCGUGAAUAGCCACUGAGUAAGGCUAUUCGGUUAGAUGAAAUUUGGAAUCGAUUUGAAUUCUAGUCGAAAUAAAAUUUGUAAUUUAAAAACCAUAUACUUGAUUUAAAGGAUUGAAUGAUCACUAAAUAUUUUUUUAUGAUUAAGUGAAAAGCUAUUGUUUUAUAGUAAAUUAUUUCGAUUCGUUAACGUUGAAACAUAUUUUUGUAAUAUUUUCCAUGACGUAAACAACUCAUUAAAGGAAAUAGGAAGUAACUUAGUAAAUGAAUAAAAGGAUCUAACAGUGACACCAACAUUGGUACAUAUGUACCAAAAAUUAUAAAUUAAAAAUUGGAGCACGAAAUAUUUUCAGAAUUUUUCUGUUAAAUUUGCACAGACAGAUUCGGUUCGAUUUUUCGAGAAGUUUUUGAGUACGGCAAACGUGGUGGUGCCUUAAUUCAAAAUUGUGAUAAACAUUUAAGUCGAGAAUUCUAUUUUAGAGAAUGCCGGGCCAUUUUGAAUAACUACGAUUAUUUCCACAUUUACUAAGCCGCUUGACUAUCUUUUAAGCAUAUAUAAACUAGUUAGGAAUCAUUUUAUUUGUACAUAGUAGGGUAACGCAAUUAGUACUUGUAUUCAUUCAUACUUAAUGGAGAACAAAAUAUAACACAGUUCUGUAUUUAAUUUAUGUAUUAAUUUGUAAAUCUUCAUUAUCUUGUAUUAUGGUUGUGCAAUUUUAGUAAAUAUAC